Solea senegalensis (Senegalese sole) is the source of this 2625-nucleotide messenger RNA. RefSeq names its product guanosine monophosphate reductase 2 (gene gmpr2). Gene Ontology annotation, biological process: nucleotide metabolic process. The transcript has 10 exons. Lineage: Eukaryota; Metazoa; Chordata; Actinopteri; Pleuronectiformes; Soleidae. Bases 165 to 1208 code for a protein of 347 amino acids. Gene Ontology annotation, cellular component: GMP reductase complex. Gene Ontology annotation, molecular function: GMP reductase activity. The record is from RefSeq and is a predicted model, not a curated record.
UUGGUGUCCGGUCCGCCCGCUCUCUGCUUCCCACGCGAGCAGUGAAGACGGCGGAGAGGAGAAGAGGCAGCGACACACACAACUACACUUUCCGAAAGAUUCACAUUCCAGGACACACUGCUUUAUCUCGCAUUAUUUUCAUUUCAUUAUCUCCUGUUUCCAAAAUGCCUCGGAUUGAGAAUGACAUCAAGUUGGAUUUCAAGGAUGUCCUCCUCCGGCCAAAGCGAAGCACGCUUAAGUCUCGCAGUGAGGUUGACCUAUUGAGGAGCUUCACUUUCAGGAACUCCAAGGGCAACUAUAGAGGCAUCCCUAUCAUUGCUGCCAACAUGGAUACUGUGGGAACCUUUGAGAUGGCCCUGGCUUUGCACCAGUUCACUCUUUUCACCACAAUUCACAAACAUUACUCAGUGGAUGAAUGGGUGGAGUUUUCAACAAAGCAUCCUGAAUGCUUGGAGAGUAUUGCAGUCAGCACAGGGACAGGUGAAGGUGACUUUGAAAAGAUUACAGCCGUCAUAGCGGCUGUGCCUCAACUGAAGUAUAUCUGUGUAGACGUUGCAAACGGUUACUCUGAACACUUUGUGCAAUUUGUCAAAGACGUCAGGCAAAAGUUUCCUUCGCAUACUAUCGUGGCAGGAAAUGUGGUAACAGGUGAGAUGGUAGAGGAGCUGAUCCUUGCUGGCGCUGACAUCAUCAAAGUAGGCAUCGGACCAGGAUCUGUGUGCACCACCCGCAAGAAGACGGGGGUGGGUUACCCCCAGCUUAGUGCAGUGAUUGAGUGUGCAGAUGCUGCCCAUGGACUGGGUGGCCACAUCAUCUCUGAUGGCGGGUGUACUUGCCCUGGAGACGUCUCAAAGGCUUUUGGUGCUGGAGCAGACUUUGUGAUGCUGGGUGGUAUGCUGGCAGGCCACUGUGAGAGUGGAGGUGAGACCAUAGAGAAAAACGGCAAGAAAUACAAGCUCUUUUAUGGCAUGAGCUCUGACACUGCGAUGAAGAAGCAUGCAGGUGGUGUGGCUGACUACAGAGCCUCAGAGGGGAAGACGGUGGAAGUUCCUUACAAAGGUCCUGUGGACAACACAAUACGAGACAUCCUAGGUGGGGUCCGCUCCACCUGCACCUAUGUUGGUGCGGGAAAGCUAAAGGAGCUGAGCCGCAGGACCACCUUCAUCAGAGUCACUCAGCAGCUCAACAAUGUCUUUGGCAGUAGCUAAAUGUCUGCUUUUUGCAUCAGAUGGAAGGAUAAAGUCUGCACCACUGUAUGCACAAAUGAAGAAACACACACAUUAUUACUUAAAUACUGACUGAUUUCAGUGCUAUUUUAGUAUAUCAAGCACAUAUCCGGUAUCAUAGACCCUGUUCAGGCAUGUUAUUAUAGGUAUAGGUCUAAAUGCAGUUCUUCAUUUAUUUGUAGCCACUCCCACAAUAUUGACACUCUUUAUUACUGAUACACUCUUAUUUCAAAUUACAACAUUGUGAGCAGAGUUGAAUUUCUCAGCUCCUCCUGAAUCUUAACUGGUUUCAAGGUAUACCACUGUAUUAAGAAGUCGAGUGAUCAAAAACCCCAGAAUUUUCUGUCAUACCAUGCCGUAGUUAUGAGCUGUUUUAAUGACUCCUCAAAAACAGAGUGCAGGUAGCACUCAUACAGUCCCUCGCCUGCUCUGUACUGCUCACAUGCAAACAAACAUGUUGACACAGGACAGACACAUAUUUACGGUCAGAACCAGUUUUGUUUGUUCUCACAGAGACAUGACGUCAGUGUUUAUUUGAAUACAAUGCAAGUUAAACUCAAUCCAGUCCCAUGUGAUCACAGGAGACAAAUCCAGGAAGUGUGUUACGCUGCCCAUGUAUGAUUGGAUCACUCAGGAUAGAUGUUUGUACCAGGUCUGAACAGGGCAGUUGUCUCUAUGCAGUAAGAUAUAUAAGUUGGGGUAGUAUCUCUUAAGCUUUUUGCAUGUCUGCAGUCUCAUCAUUCCAAUGCCACAUCCUUACAAAUUCUUCAUACACAUACAGUAUGCAAAGCUGUGUAAUGAGAUUGUAUUGACAGCCUUCGUCACCAAAAAUGAAAUGAUAGUAAAUUAUGUCAAAAGCCUUCUUAUUUAUGUGACUGCUGGUUACUUGAAAAGUGAGCCAUUUUUUAAAAAAUGUAAACAUUCCAUUUUGUUGCACUUUAAUGAUUUGAGAGUCGUAAGUUUCUCUUAUUGUUAUGAGUAUCAUAUGUCCCCUUCGGCAUGUACUACUGAAUAUGCAUCUACAUUAGUUAGAUUUGUAUAAAUUGGUAUAUGAAUUUGCUGUAAAUUCAGUCUGACUUCAGUAAAAGGACACAAAAUUCAUAAUAUACAGAUUUUCCAUUCUUUGGUUUUAGCUGCUCUUGAUCAAUACCAAUGUUUUUUAGUGACGCAUACCUUUAAAUAGGUUUGAGAUGAAUAGCUUUUAAAUAAGCAGUCAUUCCUCUAGAGUUUUUCACUGCCAGUUACGGUGUUACUUCAGUGUCUGUUGUCACUCAAUUUCAAUAUGUUCUUCCGUCAUCUUUGGUUUUGUUUGUUUUGUGUUUGUAUUUAUAUGUUGCCAAAACUUCCACCUCUUUACCUUUUUAUUUAGUCAAUAAAAGCAUUCCACAGGUUAAAAUUU